UAAAGGGUUCAAUUCUAAAUUUGUUUCAGAAUAUAUACGAAGGUUUCUAAAGAGGGAGGAAAUCAAUGGCUAUGAAAUGUAUUGGAAAAGUUAUAUUGGUGAUAAUGGAGUUGGUUAUUCCUAUUUUUGUUCAAGUUCAUGCUAAUGACAUUGCCUCUACCUCUUUUGGCCCGUCUUCACUCCCCAUCCAGGUUUCUAAUGUUUUUGAGCUUGAUAAAGUUCAAGGGCCAAUGGGUGAAUGUCUUCAACCACAAAUCAAAUAUUGCAAAAGAGAGAGAAGGCUACAUGAAGACCAGUGGUUCUAUGAGAGGUGUAUUCAGUAUAGCUUUCAACACUGCUUGCACCGUAUUAGAGGAAAUGAGGACCCAACUAUGACUCCUCUCAGUAAAACGUGCACAAGUGAUUGCGCAAGGCAGAAACAUAAAUCAAUUAUUCAUAUUCAGACUUGUUUACUAGAAUGCUAUGAAGAGUAUAUCCAAAAUCUUCCUAAGAUUUACAACGAGCAUAUCGAAAAUCCCCCAAAUAUUUACAACAAGCCUAUCGAAAAUCCCCCAAAGAUUAGCCAAAAACUUAGAGAGUGUAUCCAAAAAUUUCUAAAGCAUUUCAGAAAGAACUCAGAUGUUGUUUAUUCGCAGAAUCUAUCAGUUGCAACUUUAGAUUUGCCUUGAUGCAGAAAUUGGUGGACUAUAGUUUACAUCACCAGUAGAUUUUAGUACAACUACAAAUAAUUGUCAACAAGAGUCAAAUUACCAUCAGCAAGCCAUCAAGCUCACGCCUGUUAGCAUGAUUGUUUCUCAUCGUCGAAGUUGGAAUUCUUUUGCUAUGAGUAGCAUGUUGGUAAUAGGGGUGUUCCAAUAUCAAGUGUUUUAGUUCAUUAAAUGUUCCUUAGUGUGCUACUUAUUUUAAAUUCUAAGCUUUAUUUAUUUCCACUGUUUGUGAUUGAUCAUGAAUCGUCUACUUGUGAUCAAGUUAGCUUGUGUUUAUGUUUAUCUAAUAAAGCUGGUAGGUCAAUAUCAGGUGAUGUAAUGAUGUUAUUGAAGAUCAAUGAAGAGUUAUAUUUCUUUUCAA
Messenger RNA from Alnus glutinosa, 1068 nucleotides. RefSeq lists its product as uncharacterized. The transcript has 2 exons. Bases 66 to 668 code for a protein of 200 amino acids. Lineage: Eukaryota; Viridiplantae; Streptophyta; Magnoliopsida; Fagales; Betulaceae. The record is from RefSeq and is a predicted model, not a curated record.